This is a messenger RNA of Helianthus annuus (common sunflower), 767 nucleotides long. RefSeq names its product 30S ribosomal protein S17. The record is from RefSeq and is a predicted model, not a curated record. Gene Ontology annotation, molecular function: structural constituent of ribosome. The coding region runs from base 118 to 423 and encodes 101 amino acids. Gene Ontology annotation, biological process: translation. Gene Ontology annotation, cellular component: ribosome. Lineage: Eukaryota; Viridiplantae; Streptophyta; Magnoliopsida; Asterales; Asteraceae. The transcript has 2 exons.
UUUAGGGGGUAAGAUAUACAACGCAAGCAACACCUUCAUUUGGAGUUCCUACCGGUUAGGGUUUUGAGGGUCGGAGUUUGAGAAACUGUUGAGCAGCCAGUUAGGGUUUUGAACAAGAUGAAGUCAGUGGUCGGAAUGGUAGUAUCGAACAAAAUGCAGAAAUCGGUGGUGGUGGCCGUCGAUAGGCUCUUCCAUAACAAGCUCUACAAUCGAUACGUCAAACGCACAUCCAAAUUCAUGGCACACGACGAAACUAAUCAGUGCAAUAUCGGCGAUCGGGUUAAAUUAGAUCCAUCCAGACCAUUGAGCAAGCGGAAGAACUGGGUGGUUGCUGAGAUUCUGAAGAAAGCACGCAUUUAUACGCCACCAUCUCCUACCGUUUCAGGCAGCAAGACCCCAGUAGCAGAUUCAUCUUCAUCUUAAGGUUUGAAUAUGGAAAACCUAUGUGUUCUUCGUUUUACUGCAUGCUCGACCAUGAUGGCGAGAUUAAUAGAUAUAGUUGUAUUUCUCUUGAUUGUAGUUGUCAAGAUAUGUUUUUUUUUUGUUUCUGGAUCUUUUUUCUAAAACAUAAUUUUGAUUCAAACCUAUUUUGUCUCAAGUUUUUGGGUUUUUUUAACUGUUUUUAUAAGUGCACAUUUUGAAGGAAAAAAAUACAGCUACUUCAAGUGCAUGUUCUCUGGUGUAAGUUGUAAUAAUUCAGGUCUGUUUGUGGUGCAUUCAGGAUGAAUAUUUAUUUUUUUAGGUAUUUACGCUUACGAAUUUGGUUA